Messenger RNA from Labrus bergylta (ballan wrasse), 6211 nucleotides. RefSeq names its product dolichyl-diphosphooligosaccharide--protein glycosyltransferase subunit STT3B. Gene Ontology annotation, biological process: post-translational protein modification. Lineage: Eukaryota; Metazoa; Chordata; Actinopteri; Labriformes; Labridae. The record is from RefSeq and is a predicted model, not a curated record. Gene Ontology annotation, molecular function: dolichyl-diphosphooligosaccharide-protein glycotransferase activity. Gene Ontology annotation, cellular component: membrane.
CCUCCUCCAUCCAGCUCCAAGGAAGGAAGGAGGAACUGCCCGAGCCGCAUGUGUCACUUCCAGUAUGCUGCAAACCCGUGCUGCUAUGUGACUGCCCGGGGACUAUUUAGCUUAGUUUUGAGGUUGGUGGGAAGCGAGGUUUGAAAGUUUGGGACUAAAAGCCGGUGUUUUCAGGGGGGUCGUGGGGUGCGUAGGGAAGGUGGUGCAAAGUGGUUUCGGAAGUGGAGCGUGGCAGCAACAAAAAAAAAAAAGGAAGAAGAAAAGGGGGGGGGGGGUGUUUUUCGUUCCUGUGUGAUUUAAAAAAGAUAGCUUGCUUCUCUCGCUUGCGUUGAAUAUGGCGGAGCAUCACCCGGUUACCGACAGCAGACACAAAUCCUCUCUGAACUCCGGAGCGUCGUACUCCGGGAACGGGCGGAGCAGCAGCAGCAGCAGCGCGGCGGCGGCGGUGGCCGAGAGAGGAGGAGGCAGCACCGCGGCUGCAGGAGACGACGGAGGAGGUGGAGGAGGAGGUGGAGGUCUGUCCGGCGGCGGCGGCCUGUCGCAGCCGGCCGGGUGGCAGUCCUUGCUGUCGUUCACCGUCCUGUUCCUGGCCUGGCUGGCCGGUUUCAGCUCCCGGCUCUUCGCUGUCAUCCGCUUCGAGAGCAUCAUCCACGAGUUCGACCCAUGGUUCAACUACAGGUCGACUCACCAUCUCACCACCAAUGGCUUCUAUGAGUUCCUUAACUGGUUCGACGAAAGAGCCUGGUACCCUCUGGGUAGGAUAGUGGGGGGGACGGUGUACCCUGGCCUGAUGGUCACCGCGGGCCUCAUCCACUAUGUGCUCAAUCUUCUGCACAUCACUGUCCACAUCCGGGACGUUUGUGUGUUCCUGGCUCCGGUGUUCAGCGGCCUGACCUCCAUCUCCACAUUUCUGCUCACCAAGGAGCUAUGGAACCAGGGGGCGGGGCUUCUCGCUGCCUGCUUCAUUGCAAUUGUGCCAGGCUACAUCUCCCGCUCUGUGGCCGGCUCCUUCGACAACGAAGGCAUCGCCAUCUUUGCCCUGCAGUUUACCUACUAUCUCUGGGUGAAGUCCGUAAAGACGGGAUCAGUAUUCUGGGCCAUCGGAUGCUGCCUCUCCUAUUUCUACAUGGUUUCAGCCUGGGGUGGCUACGUGUUCAUCAUCAACCUCAUUCCUCUUCACGUGUUUGUCCUGCUCCUUAUGCAGCGCUUCAGUAGAAGAGUCUACAUAGCCUACAGCACCUUCUACAUCAUCGGCCUGGUCUUGUCCAUGCAGAUCCCCUUUGUGGGCUUUCAGCCAAUCAGGACCAGUGAACACAUGGCUGCAGCAGGUGUGUUUGUGCUGCUUCAGGUCUAUGCCUUCCUGCAGUACCUGAAGGACAGACUGACCAGGCAGGAGUUCCAGACUCUGUUCUUGUUGGGAGUGUCUGUGGCUGCUGGAGUAGUUUUCCUCUCCGUCAUCUAUCUGACAUACACCGGGUACAUCGCUCCAUGGAGUGGACGUUUCUACUCCCUCUGGGAUACUGGCUACGCUAAGAUCCACAUCCCCAUUAUAGCUUCAGUGUCCGAGCACCAGCCCACCACCUGGGUGUCUUUCUUCUUCGACCUUCACAUCCUCGUCUGCACCUUCCCAGCCGGCCUCUGGUUCUGCAUUAAGAACAUCAACGAUGAGCGUGUCUUUGUGGCCUUGUAUGCCAUCAGCGCUGUGUAUUUCGCCGGCGUAAUGGUGCGUUUGAUGCUGACUCUGACCCCGGUGGUGUGCAUGCUGUCGGCGGUGGCCUUCUCUAGUGUCUUUGAACACUACCUGGGAGACGACAUGAAGAGGCAGAGCCCGCCCGCAGAGGACAGCAGUGACGAGGACGACAGGAAGAACGCUGGAAACCUCUAUGAUAAGGCCGGUAAAGUGAGAAAACACGUGUCGGAGCAGGAGAAGGCCGAGGAGGGCCUGGGUCCCAACAUCAAGUCCAUAGUCACCAUGCUGAUGCUGAUGCUGCUCAUGAUGUUCGCUGUGCACUGCACCUGGGUCACCAGUAACGCUUACUCCAGCCCCAGUGUUGUGCUGGCAUCGUAUAACCACGACGGCUCCCGGAACAUCUUGGAUGACUUCAGAGAGGCCUACUAUUGGCUGAGGCAGAACACAGACGAGCAUGCCAGAGUGAUGUCGUGGUGGGACUACGGGUACCAGAUAGCAGGCAUGGCAAACAGAACCACGCUGGUCGACAACAACACGUGGAACAACAGUCACAUAGCGCUGGUGGGCAAAGCCAUGUCAUCCAACGAAAGUGCAGCCUAUGAAAUCAUGAGGUCACUUGACGUUGACUAUGUCCUGAUCAUCUUCGGCGGUGUUAUCGGCUACUCGGGCGAUGACAUCAACAAGUUCCUGUGGAUGGUGCGCAUCGCGGAGGGCGAGCACCCCAGGGACAUCAGGGAGAGUGACUACUUCACCCCACAGGGAGAGUUCAGAGUGGACAAAGCCGGCUCCCCCACCCUCCUCAACUGCCUUAUGUACAAAAUGUCUUACUACCGCUUUGGAGAAAUGCAGUUGGACUUCCGGACACCACCAGGCUUCGACCGGACACGCAACGCUGAGAUUGGCAACAAGGACAUAAAGCUGAAGCACCUGGAGGAAGCCUUCACCUCCGAGCACUGGCUGGUCAGGAUUUAUAAGGUGAAGAAGCUGGAGAACAGAGACCGGGUAGAGCACAAGAUGAGAAGCACUGACACCACUAAGCAGAAGUACACCUCCAAAAAGACAGCCAAGAGGAAGCGUGGAUACAUCAGGAACAAGCUUUCCCUCAAAAAGGGCAAGAAACUGACCAAGAAAUCUUUAUAGAGCAUCCAGCACCGACAGAGGCACAUUGUGGACGGGAGGGAGGGAAAACAAAACAUACAACUUUCGACAAAAACAAGCAGCAACGGUAAAUCCACCAAUCAAGAUGAACGAUGAACACCUGAGGUUCUCCAACCCUUGUCACCCUGCCAGACUCACCGCGAGGCCCUGGCUGGAAAUGUUCUCGUCGCCCCAGGAGAACCUCGACUGUCCUUUGACCUGAUAACGCAGGGUGAAGGAGAUGUUGGCUUGUCUGAGGUCCUCCCACACUGGUUUUAACCUGAGGAACUGUGACCUUGACCCACUUUUCUUUUUGUACUUGAAUGUGAGAGGAGACGGGGAGAGCCAGAGAGAUUAGCUGUCCUUGAUCCUGGGGCUCAGUUUGGGACUGUUUUAGCAGUGCGUCAUUCAGAUAUAAAGUAACACCUGUUAGGGUCCCUGAACAAACGGAGACCACUGUCCUACCACAUCUCUAAUUCAGUGCUGAAACCCUACUAAUACUCAAAUUGCGGUAAAGAGAAAUGUCAGCAUGAAGGGGACGGUGUCAUCACCUUGUUGUUAGUUAUUAUGUUCUUGAUAGAUAAUGAAUGUAAUGUAAAAUCAGAAGAACUGUUUUUACAUUACAUCGUAUCUGCUCACCACCCCGCUUCUUUAGUCUUCGGUGAUACGAUGGAAAGCCCCGAUGUUGGAACAUAUUCACUAGUCCGUUUUUUAUUUGAUUCAUUUUCUUGACUUUCUCCUUAAAAUUCUCUUGUAACAAUUGUGUGAUUACGUUCCAACAAUCGGUGGCUUUUUUCUGCUCAGAAACAUCCAGCAUUGAUCUCCUGACAGGACAGCUCAUUUUAGAACCAAACUGCACAUUAAGGGUAAUUCAGGUUUAUUAACGUGGUGUUUGUUUGACCAUAGUGGCUUUUAGUAAAUAUCACACUCAACUGAACUGAUUGGAUUUGUUUCAAAGCUACAUUUCAAAAAAUAAAAAAAAAUAAAAGACAGGAAGAUCAACUCUGGACUCAAGCUGCAUGAUCAGUAGAGUUCUUAACUAAACCACCGAGUUAUCUAGAACUAGAGAAUUUUUUAAACUUCUCCAGGGCAGUACAAGUCAAACUACAAAUGUUUAUACAAGCAGAGUUGUAUAACACCCCCCCCCCCCCCCAACCAUGAAUGGGAAAGCGAUAUAGAUAAUGGACACUUAAAUACAUUGUGUUAGUGAUGCCCAGCUGUCAGCCAUGACUUAAACCAGCAUCAUAUCAUCCUAACUGAUUGGAAAAUAUGAAUCAUUGAAUCAUUCAUUUAUUUGAUUAAAUGUUAAGUCUACCAUUGUCCAUCACCAUGAAGUGUUUGGUUCCAAUGGCAGAACAAAAUAAAACCAUGUUAACAACUGAGCACCUGAAAUACCCAGAGAAAAAAACAAACAGUUCAUGCUCAACUUAAGAAAAUCAGUCAAACAAUCAGCGAGGACACUUUAAUAACCAGUUACUGAGCGAGGAUCCAAAGUUCUUCAGAAGCCCUACUUCAAAGAAAAUAAGACCCGAGUUCUAACAAACCUGAAUCAUCCUUCAAGCUGUAUGUGCUGUUCUGUUGAGGAGAGAUCUGUAGCAGCGCUGUGGAUUUCACUUAGUAACAUAUCUUUGUUUUAGAUGCUUCAAGGGAAGCCAGGCCAUGAACCCUGGUCUACAUCUGACCCCUUAAUGAGAAUGCAUGAGAGGUGCAGCAGUCCAUCUCAGUCUGUAACACAUUGAGGCUGUUUACUGCGUGUAAAGAUGGAUGAAGCAUCUCCACCUUCUCCCCUGUGACAGGAACUGACAUAAAGCACAUUUAGAGCCGGAGUCAGCACUGUAGGCUGGUCGAGCCGCAGUAUUAAAUCCCGCCCCGCUCCGCGAACCAAAACACACAUUUAACUUAACGCUAUAAAACAGCAAAGAUCCCUCAGGUGGGUACAGUCCACAGCAGAACAGAUUUUGCAUCAGUUUGAAGAAGACAUUCACGGUCAGUAUGGAAAGUUCCAUGACUCUUGUGUCAGCAUUCGGUACAAUUUAAUUUAUUUUUUGGGGCAAUUUCCUCCUGCACACAGCCCUACCUACAUUUGUCAACAGAGCUGCUGAUCACGGAGCAAUAGCUCUUUUUACAGCAUCAAAUAAGUCAUUAAGUCAAAACUCAACUUUCCCGGAAAUUAAACGCAGAGUAUAAAUCUUCAUGAUAACAACUAUAGUGACAGAAACCAGGAUGGAGAAACAAUUAUUUGACUUGGAUUAGAUUUUAUAGUGUGACCCUUUUCCCAUCUGGCUGCUGUAUAAGUCAUAAACCUCCUCAAUGACAACAGUCAGUAGGGGGGAGCUCUCAAUGUUUUCUCUUAACUUUCAGUCCAUCGUUCUUCAGUCUAUUGUUGAGGCAUGAAGCAGAGUCAAACACUCUUUAACAUUUAAAUGAUCUCUGGCUGCAGGAUUUCUCAUAACAGGGGAGAUUGUUUAUCACAAUUUAAUUACACUUUAAAUACACAUCCCCUGGGAGUCACUACCAUUGGGUGUCUGCUAGUGUCAUAAUAAAUAUGUCUAUUACAAGAAGCAUUCAUUUGCUCAUAUUUGAAACCCUUUCAGCUUCAUCAUCCGAGACCACUAUUUCACAAAAAAAAAAAAUCAUGGAAACAUGGUUGUGUGAGGAGCAGAAUGUGUUGAGUUGCUCCACACGACCUUCAGUGAGUGUGACGUGUGUCCACCUGGUUCCCUUCGAUCUGCUGUCACAUGUUUCUGUGCACUGUGUAGAUAAGUGGUACAAUAACAGCAUCACUCUCUGCUUCCACCACAUACUCCCUCGUGGAUUGACAGACGUGCUCAGAAGUCCUCUGAGCUGCCAGCAGCAGGAGGACGAGGCUUUCUAAUUGGCUGAAUUUCUCCUCUUUCUUUUUUUUUUUUUUAAAUCUUCAUUUCUGUCAGGCAACCAGUGGUGUGGAAGCGUCUACUUCUUCCUACAAUGUGAUUUGAAAGUCUUAACUUGCUCCCUCUGUGAACUGAACAUCUCUCUUUAACUCGAUCUGCUUUAUUCUUGCUUCUUGACGAUAUUCAAAGAAACAUGUCCAUCCUUUUGCGAUUCAACUUUGAUUCUGUUGUGACGUUUUAUGAAAAGUACACCACCUUAAGCGAAUCCAGGCCUUAACAAAAAGCGUUUCGAGAAAACAUAUCCUUUUUCCAGGGCUUGACAGAGUCGAUGAGUGUAUUUAUUACAUGGACGAUGGAGGCUGCGAUGAUUUAUGACGCCGUAGCGUCCUAUCACAUAAUGCAAGGAUUUUUAUUUGUUUUUCUGAGUCAAGGUUUCUUCCAUCAAUUGUAAUGAUCUGGAUACAGGUGUGAGAAUGAAACAUGCCUUUUUGGAAUAAAGAGGUUGAAAUAA